Messenger RNA from Saccostrea cuccullata (small rock oyster), 1375 nucleotides. RefSeq lists its product as uncharacterized. The coding region runs from base 240 to 794 and encodes 184 amino acids. The record is from RefSeq and is a predicted model, not a curated record. The transcript has 4 exons. NCBI's taxonomy places the organism in Eukaryota, Metazoa, Mollusca, Bivalvia, Ostreida, Ostreidae.
CGUUAAGACGCUUAAUGACGCACCUGUAUAAAAUGUAGCCAAAAUAUUUCAAAUUUUAAAAACAUUUUAGGGGAAAUACAAAAGUGUUAUCGUUUGUAAAUAAUUUUAUUAUUGUCUAUAUAAGGAGACUGGACAUCAAACAACCCAGGUGAUACCUUAAAUUACAGGUAAAUUGAUACCAGACAGAUUACUUGUGCAGAAACCGUCAACAAAACACAAAGGCAGAUCAUUGAUUUAAAAUGGGACGCCCAGAAGAAGAAUAUGAAGUUUCACUGCUGACGAAGAUUGCAACGAUAGUUUUAAUUGUAACAACUUUGUUUCAGCUGAUAGGAUUUGCCUCGUCACACUGGGUGAUAUCUGUAAGUGCGGAAUAUGGCAUCAUCGAGUACUCGGGACUGUGGGAGAAAUGUGCGGACCUGUCCAUUGGUUACCAUGACUACAAGUGUGCCGGAUUUGUCUGGGAGGAUUUCCAGGUGUCCCAUUGGUUCCGUACGAUUCAGACAAUGGAGGCUAUGGGAUUCGUGGGCCUGCUGACAACUGUUGUCCUGAUCGGGGCCUACAUGUUUAGAACUCCACUCCAGGGGAAGAAGGGGGUCAAGAGACUCCUAGUCACCCUCUGUAUCCUGUGUGGGGUUUUGAUCGUGGUUUCCUGUAUCAUAUUCGCGUCCCUGAAGAACACCCUCCGAGCGCGACACAUGCCGGGAUCUACAGCGGAACUCUCCUGGAGUUUCUACUUCAGUCUCGUGGGUGGACUCGGAUCCAUCGCGACUUCCUUCCUCAUCUGCUUUGGAUGAAUGCCUUCAUACAAACAUCAAAACUGCUAGUGUAUAUAUCACAAAGGAAUCACAUAUUCAGCGACUCUUUUUAUAUUCGUUUCUACAAACUGCUUUGAUAUGACAUAUUCAUGUAGAGCAAGUGUAUAAACAGGUGCAAACUGAAAGUACAUGUAAUAAUGUAUAUGCAUGAUUUUAAUAUAUCCUUUCCAUUCAUUCCUUCAUUGUACAAACCGUUGCUUCAUCUUUUUUUAUGUACACUCAUUGUAUGAAGCCAUAGGCAUAAUUCAGCAAAUCACUAUAUAGAACGUGGAAAAAUUGUAUUUUUGAUUGGAUUCAUUCUCCAAAGACUAAUUUACUUUUAAAAAUCUCAUUGCCAUGGUUAUGUAUAUUUUUUUUUUACAUGUUUACAUCAGAUCACUGGAGGAAAAGAAGCAUAUCUGUAUAUAAAGUUUUUAUUAUUACCGGGCAUACUUGUAUAUAAUUUUAAUAUUAAUCAUCUGACACAGUAUCACUGCUGAAUUUAUAAACAAGGGAUAUUCAGGGAUACUCAUUAUUUAAUUUGUAUAAAUGUAACAAAAGAAAUAAAUUUUGUAAAUUUA